Penicillium lagena is the source of this 852-nucleotide messenger RNA. RefSeq names its product ankyrin repeat domain-containing protein. Bases 1 to 852 code for a protein of 283 amino acids. The record is from RefSeq and is a predicted model, not a curated record. Gene Ontology annotation, molecular function: protein binding. The transcript has 3 exons. NCBI's taxonomy places the organism in Eukaryota, Fungi, Ascomycota, Eurotiomycetes, Eurotiales, Aspergillaceae.
AUGCCCCCUUCGCGUGGCCAACUGUUACAAACCAUUGUUCCGACUGGAAAUCUCGAUAGCCUUCAGGCCUUUCUUGAAGGAGAGCUCCCUUACCUUCCUCCUGCAAUCCGAGAUCGAUACUGCAUGUGCCUACUUUACACAUGCGACCACAUCCCCUGCUCAGACACCCUCCUCUGCCUUACUGAUAGUGCCGCCAAAUAUAACCGCAUUGAGAUCAUAAAAUACCUCUGGGAUACAUUUCUAGGGCCACGUGGGGUGAAAGCCAACUGGCUCUCACUUAAGGCCGCCGCGUGCUAUGGCUCUAUUCCUAUGGCGGAGAUGUUUUGGACUCACGAUCCAGAGUGCUUCCAGAUACGUGAGCCACCAAUUCAGCAUAAGCCAGGACUGAGGUUGAGUGGCGUCCAAACAAACACCCAGAUCGCGGUCGCUCUGCGAGAUGGUCAUUAUACGUAUAUUGAUUAUAUCCUUGCCCGUGGCAUUCUUGACCAAAAAACAAUCAUAUACCGCCUUCGCUUUCUGAUACAGCGCGGUGCCUGGGUUCAGAAUACAGGUGCUCUUCGGAGCGCAGCGAAUCGAGAUAUGCUAGAGAUUGUGCAGUUUUUGCUCUCAAACGGCGCCAAUGCGGACGACAUAGGUGACGAAUCCUCGCCCAUUCACUGGAAGCAAAUAUCGGCUCUUAUUUGCGCCGCUGAGAAAGGGCGGGAAGAGAUCAUCAAAAUGCUUCUCCAACAUGAGGCUAGUAUCUCUCAUCGGGAUCGAACUGGUGCUACAGCUCUCGAUACGGCGAAGAAGAAUCAGCAGGAAAAUGCGGUGUCCCUGCUUCGCUCUUAUGAAUGCGGUGACAUUAGAUGA